Messenger RNA from Xylona heveae TC161, 1751 nucleotides. RefSeq names its product S-adenosyl-L-methionine-dependent methyltransferase. The record is from RefSeq and is a predicted model, not a curated record. The transcript has 10 exons. Gene Ontology annotation, molecular function: methyltransferase activity. NCBI's taxonomy places the organism in Eukaryota, Fungi, Ascomycota, Xylonomycetes, Xylonales, Xylonaceae. The coding region runs from base 308 to 1381 and encodes 357 amino acids.
UUUGCAUACACACAAAUUAGUCCACUCACGUCCCGCCAAACGGCUACUGGACAAUACGGAAGGUGGCGAAAAUCCCUGCAUUGCAACGAAUUAGUAUCUGCUCUAGGCGGGGCUCGAAUUCUUCACGAUAAUACCACUCUUUUCUGUGAAUAUUGCGCUUUCGCCGCUGCAUAUAUAGCCUCUUCGAACGAUUAGAAUUGCAUACAACUCAGCGCCAAAGAAAAAAGUCGACAGGAAAUCAAGAAAAGCAAAGUAUCCUCGGAUCGAUAAAUAUCUAGAGCAAACGUAACGAAAAGCGCCCGUCAAAAUGUCUGCACCUCAACAACAAGGAGCUGCUCCUCAGCAGCCGCACCAUCACCCGGCUCCACAGACGACCGUUCCUCUGCAGGGAGCCGCCAUUGAGGCCGAAAGCGAGGAAAAUUCAGAAGUUGAUUCCACUCUUGGAGAAAGUGACGCCUCUUCUUUUACAACCUCGCUGGCAUCCAGCGUGGUGGACUAUCCGUACGAGAAUGGCAGAAGAUACCAUAAAUUCCGAGAAGGCGAAUACCUCUACCCCAAUGACGAACCCGAGCAAGACCGCCUUGACAUGCUCCAUCACAUUUACCGGUUAAUGCUGGGUGGCAGCCUUCACAAGGCGGCUCUUCCGCCGUCGCCUCAGCGCGUCAUCGAUCUUGGAACCGGUACCGGUAUUUGGGCCUUGGAUUUUGCCGAUGAAUACCCUAGUGCUACAGUUGAGGGAGUUGACUUGAGUCCCAUUCAACCCCGAUGGAUCCCUCCCAACUGCAAAUUCAUCGUCGACGACAUUGAAGCCGAAUGGCCCUAUCCCACCGAGCAAGCCUUUGAUUACAUCCACCAGCGGAACAUGGUGGGCAGUGUCGGCGAUUGGGACCGCCUAUAUGAGCAAGCCUACAAACACACCAAACCAGGUGGAUACAUUGAGCUACAAGAAUUCCGCGUCGAUUUCUUGUCUCAGCAGGGUCCCCUCCCCGAGAACUCGGAGAUCAACAAGUGGCAGAAGCAGAUCAACGCAGGCACCGCCUCAUUUGGCAAGCCCCUCAACGUUAUCGAGGACCUGGCGAAUAAGCUCAAGGCCGCAGGCUUUGUCGAUGUCCACGAGGAUAUUCUCAAGAUUCCCAUUGGCGCAUGGCCCAAGGACAAAAACCUCAAGCUCAUUGGCCAAUUCAUGCAACUCCACGCCAUCGAGUCGGUGGAACCCCUCACCCUCGCCCUCUUCACCCGCGUCCUCGGCUGGACCGAACUCGAGUGCCAAGUCCUGAUUGGCAAGGUCCAGGAAGAAUUCAAGACCAGUCGCAAACAGCUCUUUGUCUACACGCACUUUAUCACCGGCCGCAAGGCAGACCGCGCCCACUCGGAAGAUUAAAUCUAGUGUUGCAUAACAUGUUUUAUGUGAUUGCCAUGCUUAGACUGUCUUUUGUGUCCGGGGGUUGGGUCGGUUUGUCUGGGUUGAUAUAUUUUCUUCUUUUUCCUUCUCCCGCAUGAUCAUAUCUUCUACAUAUGGAAUUCUUCUUCUUCUUCUUCUUCUUCUUCCUCUUUUCAUUCUCAACUCCUCUGACCAUCCUCUUUACAUUUUGUCACACUUUUGUUCCCCCUGGUUCCAUGCCCAUUUGGAAGAAGUUGAACAUUUUCGGCCAUUUUUGUUUUAUAUCAGAUAGGAUAACGGCUUUUUGAUAUCUCACAACCUCAAUACCGUGUGUGACUGAGUCGUUAUGCAUGGUGUGAGCAAUACGUGC